UCAAUCAAUAACUUCACGCGGAUUUCCUGUUGCAUUUUUGUUCCUUUGUUGCGAUUGAUAUCUGCUAUCCAGAGCAGUCCAAUGAAUUGUAUAAGUUGUGACUUACCAACAGCGAAAUUACGAAUCGAGCAGUGCUUGUAAACGUACAAUGUUCAGAAAAAUCGUUUUCCACCGUUUAUUACGCGGUCAGCAAGGAUUUAAGCUGCAAUUUUUCGUCUCGAUCGCUGUUUUGGUGUUACUGUGCGUCUACCUAUUUUCCCUGCUAACAGAAGUGACGUAUAACAAAAGAGCAACAGAUACUGAAUCGGGCUGGCAGAAAAAGCCUUUGUCGUCGUUGGUAACUGUUGUGUUUCGGCAGUUCGAGGAAGCGGAUAAUGAUGUUGCCGACAGCGUCCUGUCGUUCGUAUCGGCCUUCCCGGAUAUGCAGGUGCUGGUCGUGUGCGAGAGGAGUCCGUACCCCCCGAUCGAGCUUCCCCCUACCAACAGCUCUUAUAGAAACGUAAAGAUCUUGUCUCUCGACUACGAAAUCGAUUCCUGCCCGUACACCUCGAGUCCAUUGAGUCCGUUUAAUAUCGAAACAGAGUAUACACUUUUUGUGCCCGAUUCAGUUCGGGUAAAACCACGGGUCUUGCAUCAAGCUGUGAUUGAAGCCAACGCCAAUCCUUUACAUGUCAUAGCAAUUGGAAUCGGUUUCCAUGAGAUCAAAUGUCAAAGAAUCUGCUGGAACUACCGAGACUGGACGCUGAAGUAUACUAAGGAUCCAACAGGAACGAUUUGCGACGCCGUCACAGGUCCACAUGCGCUAUUAAUUAAAACUGAAUAUCUGUCAAAGGUGCCAGAUCCGAUUGCAUUGCCGUUUCCAGAAUCAUUAUAUUUGCAGACAUAUGUGAAGAUGGCCAAGGUACAAGUACUCUAUCAUACAUUUGGACCGGGACGUAAAGUCUUAAAAACAUUGCCAGAAAAACAAAUAGUUGCUGAAAAAGUGAAAGAGCAGAGGUCGACAUUCUAUAAGAAAUAUAAAAUGAAGAUUGUUGUCGGAGAAGAUGGAACAGUACACGAAUAUGGAUGUGCUAAAGAUACACCGAGAUGUUUUCCAACAGUCAAAGGCAAACCUUCCUACGUCUACUCGGAUAAACACACUCCACCUUGCUGUCUCCGAAAUAUGCGUGAAGUUACGAAACACGUUCUGGAUGUACUGGAGCAAGCUGGUGUCAGAUGCUGGCUGGAAACAUCAUCUCUGCUUGGAGCUGUGGUAGAUGGAAAUGUCCUAGUCUGGGCAGAUCAUGUUGAGUUGGGGAUUUACUCUUCAGACAUAGAUCGCGUACCGUAUUUGCAACGAGGUGGGACUGACGCUGACGGUUUUGUGUGGGAACGCGCCACAAAAGGGCAUUAUUACAGCGUUUCACUCUCGGCGAUUAACAAAGCGAAUGUAUUGAUUCUACCGUUCACAUCACAAAACGGUACCAUGUGGCCUGCCGACUGGGUCCUGGCGCACCAAAGGGAGUUUCCGGAACGCCAUUUGCAUCCACUUGCCCAGAUACCCUUCGCCUACGUACAAGCACCGGCUCCUAACGAUGCACACGCUUUCCUGGACCUAAAAUUGGGGCCGAAUGCUGUCGAAAAAUAUAAAAAACUUGGAGCGAAACUUCUCUAUCCUUAAAUUGUAGUCGAUCUAACUGUCUUAUUUUUAAAUGGAACUGUUUAGAUGUCGCGCUAUUACAAUUUAUUAGAUAGAACAGUAAGUUCGGGAAAAUAUCUGAACUGGCGAUUAGGGGGAUAUUUAAUGUAUUGCAUUUAUGAGAGAGAAAACAACAGUGUUACGUUUCUAAAAGCACAUUGGCAUUUCAUAUUCUUUUUAAAAAUAAGACAUUAAUUUUAUGUAUCGUAAUGUCUUCAUGUUUUAAUUACGUCCCUGUGAUAUUGAAACGCUUAUAUAUUUUUUCCUAUGAUAAUUUUGUAUGUUUGUAAAAUCUAAAUUUAUUUAAAUGUAAGACCCUGUUGACGUAUGUUUUUUUUUAAGUUACUCUAGAUCGGAAAAUGAGGUUGGCCUUUUAAUUAAAUAUAAGUGGUGUUGUAAACGCUUAACGUGCUAUUUGAUUGAAAUGAUCAAUAAGUAGGUUGUGCCUCCUUAGCGCCUCUCUCUGUCAUAUCCUGUUAGCACAAAAACUCUAUUGAAUAUUUCAAUUAAAAUAGUUUUUAAGGUAUUAAAAAAAAAAAAAAGGACGUUUGAAACGGUCUCAAUUUGUGACGCUAAGAAUGAAUGUAUGUUGUGAUCUUAGAAUUUGUGGCGAAGUGGAAAAUGUUUGUGAUUAAUAUAUAUUUCGAUUUAUUGAAGCAUUUACUUUAGAGUUAAGCUAAUAUAUAUUUUUAUGUAACUUAUUUUGUGAUAUCUUUAUGACUUUUUUACUUGGAACUAUCUUCUUUGUCGAGUAGGACAUUCUAGAAUAGUCGUUGAUAGAAUUAAAAUGUGCGACAAUCUAAAGAAUUUAUUCUAUAAUAGCAGUAUUGAGCAUUUUAAAUACUCUUAUACAAUAUUCGUCGAAAGUAGAUUCAACUAAAGUAGGUUCGUAGAAAAACUCAAUGUUUAGAGAUUGCAUGAUCAGUAUUUUAAAAAAUAAGAAAGAUAAACCAUCAAAUAUAUUUACCUAAAGUAGAUUAAUACGUGUUUAAAUAAAAAUAUGUUUAGAAUGAAGAAGAGAAAGAAAAUAUGUGUUUAUUAGAAUUUAUGGAUGUAAUAUUUUAGGUGAAGUUUGUCCUAAGAGCGUAUUACUUAUGCAGUCGCUGAAAAGCGAAGAGAUUUCGAAAAGUUUGCAAAGCCACGUGGAAACAACACACACAGAAAUCUGUUAUUGUCUGUGCUGAUCAAAAAUAUAUCGAAUGUAUAAAAUCCGAGACAAUCCACGGUUGUUGAAUGGAAACGAAUUCAAAGGGUUAAGUUAGGACAUUCUGUGUAGUUAAAACUGUUCAAAUAAAAUAAA
This is a messenger RNA of Bombyx mandarina (wild silkworm), 2978 nucleotides long. Its product is annotated as ribitol 5-phosphate transferase FKRP. Gene Ontology annotation, cellular component: Golgi apparatus. Gene Ontology annotation, biological process: protein O-linked glycosylation via mannose. The record is from RefSeq and is a predicted model, not a curated record. Lineage: Eukaryota; Metazoa; Arthropoda; Insecta; Lepidoptera; Bombycidae.